UGGGGCGCUCUGAGAACGCCGUGACCAUAAAGAGACGCGUUCGCCACGCCCCCUUUGUGUUGGUCACCCAAUCAGCGUGCGCUCCUAAAAGGCGGGCUUUAUAGGCGAGGCCAAAAGCCACGCCCCAUUUCCCCAAAACCAGCCAAUCACCUCCACGACCACGCCCCCUCCCACCGCCCUCCGUCUCCAGGGCGACGCCCGCCGCCAUUUGGGCGUGAGGCGGUGCCGCGGCAACUUCCGGUCAGGCCCAGCCCCGCUCCCCCGGCCCAGCCCCGGCCCCGCGGAGCUCCUGAGGCGGAGGUGGAGCGGGACGCGCAGGGUCCCCCCGCGGCGGCCGCGGCCGCCAUGGCCGCCGUGUGGCAGCAGGUGCUCGCCGUGGACGCGCGGUACGCGGCGUACCGCACGCCGCAGCUGCCGCAGUUCCGCACGCAGUACGUGCGGCGGCGCUCGCAGCUGCUGCGGGAGCGGGCGCAGGGCGGGCACCUGGCAGGUGAGGCGCGGCGCUGGUACCUGCGGCUGCGGGCGCGGCUCCUGGCCCAGCGCUACGGCGCCCUGUCCGAGCCGGGCAGCUGCCGCAGCGCCCUGAGAGCCAGCCGGACCACGCUGGACCGCAUGGAGGAUUUCGAGGAGGACCCACGGGGGUCCCGGGGCCACCGGCGCUCCCUGAGCCGCAGCUCCGGCCCGGGGGGGCUGCGGGGGGGCCCCGACGAGCGCCCCCCCGGGGUGGUCCCCACCCCCCUGGCCGAGGCCAGCCGGGCCAUGGCCGGGGACACCACCCUGAGCGAGAACUACGCCUUCGCGGGCGUGUUCCACGUGUUCGACCAGCACCUGGACAGCGCAGUGCGGAAGGUGCAGUUUGCCCACGACGAGCGGCACCUGCUGGCGUGCUGCUCCCUGGACGGGACGCUGUCCGUGUGCCGCCUGGCCCCCGGGCCCCCGGCCGUGCUGCGGCGGCUCCGCGGCCACGGGGCCGGCGUGUCCGACUUCGCCUGGUCCCUGUCCAACGACGUCCUGGUGUCGGCCUCGCUGGACGGGACCCUGCGCCUCUGGGACCCCGCGGACGGGCGCUGCAUCCGCCGCGUGCCCGACCCCGACGGGGCCGCGCUGCUGUGCUGCGCCUUCCAGCCGCUCAACAACAACCUCACCGUGGUGGGCAGUGCCCGGCACAUGGUGCGGGUUGUGAACAUCUCCACGGGGAAGGCGGCUCGGGGGGGCACCGGGCGCCUCCCCGGGCGGGUCCUCGCCCUCUGCUUCGACGCCCCCGGGCGCGUCCUGUGGGCCGGGGACGACCGGGGCUCGGUGUCCUCGUUCCUGUGCGACCCCGGCACCGGCCGGCUGACCAAGGCCUCGCGGGUGCUGGUCCAGGCCGGCGGCUCCAUCACGUCGCUCUCGGCCCGGGCCUGGGCCAGCCGGGAGGCGCCGGACCCGUCCCUGCUGGUCAACGCCUGCCCCGACCGCCUGCUGCUCUUCCGGGUGGUGGAGGACGAGGGGGGCUCGGGGGCCCCGGGGCUGCGGCUCCGGCGCAGUUUCCCCACGCGGCACCGGGAGCAGCCCCUGAGGAGCUGCUUCUGUCCCCUGAUGUCCUUCCGGCAGGGAGCCUGCGUGGUGACGGGCAGCGAGGACGCCUCCGUGCACUUCUUCGACGUGGGCCGGGCGGCGCGGGCCACCGUGAACACGCUGCAGGGCCACGGGGCCGCCGUGCUGGCCGUGGCCUUCAACUGCGACGAGUCCCUGCUGGCCUCGGGGGACGCCGCCGGCACCGUCAUCGUCUGGCGCCGCCAGCACGCCUGAGGCGCCCCAAAAAAACCCCAAAUCCCCGUGGAAAACCCCGAAAUCUGCCUGGAAAUACCCCCAGAAAUACCCCAAAAACGGCCCCGAAAUGCCCCGGUGUGGCCUUGGAGUGCGGCGAGUUUUGCGGGCAGCGUGCGGCACCAAAACACCCCAAAAUCCUGCCCAAAACACCCCAAAAUCCUUCCCCAAAAUCCUUCCCAAAACACCCAAAAUCCUUCCCAACCAUCUCCAAAAUCUCCCAAACCCUAUCCUGGAAUUUUGCCAAAAAUACCCCAAGACACCCCCAGAAAUGCCCCUGCCGGGCAUUCGAGUGCAGCCAAGUUUGGCAGCACCAAAAUCCCCCCAAAACCUUCCCCAAAAUCAUUCCCCACACUCCUUCCAGAAACCACCCCAAUAUUCCCCCCCAAAUAUCCCAAAACUCCCCCAAAAUUCCCCUCGA
Vidua chalybeata is the source of this 2230-nucleotide messenger RNA. It is a transcript of the gene WDR13, whose product is annotated as WD repeat domain 13. The coding region runs from base 346 to 1791 and encodes 481 amino acids. Lineage: Eukaryota; Metazoa; Chordata; Aves; Passeriformes; Viduidae. The record is from RefSeq and is a predicted model, not a curated record. Gene Ontology annotation, cellular component: nucleus. Gene Ontology annotation, molecular function: protein binding; promoter-specific chromatin binding. The transcript has 10 exons.